Messenger RNA from Prorocentrum cordatum, 2068 nucleotides. Lineage: Eukaryota; Dinophyceae; Prorocentrales; Prorocentraceae. The record is from the annotation of a GenBank genome assembly.
AGGUGCAGCGCCCCCGGCGCCUGCGCACCCGCUGCGGGUCGCGGUGGCGCGGCACGGGCCUGGCCGGUUCGGGCGCCGCGUGGGGCACGCCCGGCGCGGCGCCCAGCCGUUCUUCGCUGCUGCCCGGGCUGUCCGGCGAGGAGGGGGGCGUCCUCUUGGCCAGUCCGCUCCUCCCUGGCCUGGUGCGCGCGGACACGGAGGCGCACUCGGCCCCGUGGCACGAAGGGGCGGCGUGGGCGGAGCCGUGGGAGCCCGGGCCGCUGAGCGGGCGCUCCGCCACCACCGCGGCGUCGCCGCGCAAGAAGUCCGCCUGGGCGGACAUCCAGGACGACUUCGACGACGAGGCCAGCGAGUGCUCCACGCACUCGCCGGACUGCUCCAGCGGCUCCCUCUCGUCGGACGGGUCCUGCGAGGCCUCCGACGGCCAGGCGGCCCGCCGGCGCGGCCCCAGCAGUCUGGUCCAGCCACGGUCGGGCUCGGUGCUCGCACAGGGGCUGAUGCCAAUAUUGCCGGAGGAGACGUGUGCGCGACCUCCCGUCUGUUCGCCUGAGCCUGGCUCACUCGUGGAGGUUAUCGGCACGCACCCCUCAGGCGCACACGCCGUCGUCACCACCGUCGACCGGGAGGAGGGCACCUACGAGGUCCAGCUUAUGAGCAAUGGUCGCCGUACCCGUCAUCUGAAGAUAAUCAAGUUCAAGCACGCCCGUCUUCUGCGACACGCAUGAUGGCAUGUCGCAGUAAUUCGUCGGUGUAGCGUCUAGCAGCUGGCUUGCGCACCAGAAAGUGAUUGCGUGCAUAGGCGGCAUGCAUCUUUGCGCUUUGCCUGUGCAAGCCUUCCGUGUCCAACGUGAACGGAAGUAUAAGCGGUGAGGACGAGGGGAGGAACGCGAAUAAUUUCGGCGCUUCGGCCCCACCCUGCAGCGCCCUUGCGGCGUUAUUCGCAGGUCGCAGGUCGCAGUCGCAGUCUAUCAUCGAACUUUCCCUCCAUUGGUCGCAGUUUCUGGUCCAGCUUUCCUCUCUUGCUCCACGCAGGGUCCACAGUCUCGUCUAUUUAUCAGUGGUGGCACCUAACUUCUUCAACAGCUUAUGUGUGCUUCUGGUGAAUAUUCGUGUGUCUGCACUAGGCUGCGGGCAGAUUUUUUAAUUAGCUCAAAAUCCAGACUUUGCCAGAGAGCUGACCGAGCUUUCUCAGGCACAUUUUAUGCUCAGGUCGAGGAAGAGCAGCGGCGUAAACUUUCAGAGCUCGGUGCGGAUUUCUUGGAUCGGCGCUUGCUCUCCUCUGACGGUGCCUCAGGCACCGCCUCUUGCGCGCUCCGCGCGCGAGUGAGGGGUAUCCACGUUCUGCUGUGGUACCAUCUCCCGCCAGACGUUACGGCCUCUAAGCGCCAUGCCCCAAUGGGCACGAUCGGGCCCUCGAUCGAGGUGCCCUCGGCUUUGGCGGUUGUCUUGAUAGCAGCCUAAGCCCUUCCCUCUCUGGUUGAAGCGGGCGCACCCCCUUCGUCUGCACUCGCGUCUGGACUGAGGCUCGCGCCAAUACGCCUUUGCCAGAGAGCUGACCGAGCUUUCUCAGGCACAUUUUAUGCUCAGAUCGAGGAAGAGCAGCGGCGUAAACUUUAAGAGCUCGGUGCGGAUUUCUUGGAUCGGCGCUUGCUCUCCUCUGACGGUGCCUCAGGCACCGCUCCUUGCGCGCUCCGCGCGCGAGUGAGGGGUAUCCACGUUCUGCUGUGGUAUCACCUCCCGCCAGACGUUACGGCCUCUAAGCGCCAGGCCCCAAUGGACACGAUCGGGCCCUCGAUCGAGGCGCCCUCAACUUUGGCGGUCGUCUUGAUAGCAGCCUAAGCCCCUCCCUCUCUGGUUGAAGCGGGCUCACCCCCUUCGUCUGCACUCGCGUCUGGACUGAGGCUCGCGCCAAUACGCUACCAGACGGAGCGCAACAUAUUUUUGACUGGGUGUCCCUUGCGAGUUGCUAGCGCGAGCUUUCAAGGGCUCCUGUCCACAGUCACCCAAUCUUGGUGAGGUGACAAAACACCCAGACACAAUCACUCGUCGACUCCCAGGAAAACACGGG